GUUGCGCCGAGUCGGUGAGAGUGCCAAUCACCAGCGGCCGUUCUCCCACGACCACCACCCCGACCGCCCCAGCGUCCAGCUCUGCCCCGCACCGCCGUGUCAUGCGAGCAGACGCCGCGUCUCUCUUGAUAGUCUGACCAGCACCGCCACUCCCCCCCGCGCCCCCUCCAGCGCCCGUCGCACCGCCGCACGCCGUCGAGCCUCGAGAUCGUGCCUGAGCACCCGCCCGCCAUGUCCGCCCCGGACCCCAAGUCGCAGUCAGAGCCCCAGCUGGGCGUCUCCGCCCUGUCCACCGACCCGACGCCCGGCGACUCGACGCACUCCCACCCCGCACCGACCUCCACGCCGGGCCUUUCGCGCUCCAACUCCAUCUCCAACAGCUCUUACCACGAUGACUCGGAAGAUGAGGCCGCCUUCUUCCCCCCGGUCGAGCGCCUGACCAUGUUCGACUUCAUCGAGAACAUGGCCCUUGCCCAGCGCUUCGACAAGCUGCAGGCCUCCAUCACCUCGCAGACGGAGAAGCUGAAGAACCAGGCCAAGAACAGGGGCAUCACCCGCGACCGCGUCGUCGACGAGUGGCGACGGAGAGUGCCCACCGAGGGCGAGCAGCUCGAGCGGUACAGGAAGCGCAUGCGCAAGUCUGUCGACCGCCUCAACUCACGCUUCAACGAGUCGCUGACCGUCACCGCGCGCGAGAAGGCCUCCUUCAUCGCUGCCACCAUGAACAUCUUCGUUUCGGGCUACCUGGUCGGCCUGCACCCUUACUACUUCCCCCACUGGUACACCGCCCAGCUGCUAUACUUCAUGCCUGUCCGCUACUACACCUACCACAAGAAGGGCUACCACUACUUCCUGGCCGACUUGUGCUACUUUGUCAACAUUCUCGCCGUCCUGAGCAUCUGGGUGUUCCCGCAGUCGAAGCGCCUGUUCAUCUCCACCUACUGCCUGAUCAUGGGCAACAACGCUAUUGCCAUCAUCAUGUGGCGUAACUCGCUCGUGUUCCACUCCAUGGACAAGGUCGUCAGUCUAUUCAUCCACAUCAUGCCGUGCGUAACGCUUCACUGCAUUGUACAUCUGCUCACGCCCGAGUACCAAAAGGAGCAGUAUCCCGCCAUCUACAACAUCCGCCACUCUGACCCCUCCUCCCCACACCAUUACAGUCUGUUACAAAUGAUGAUGUGGGCUACAAUUCCCUAUGCCGUUUGGCAGCUCGCGUACCAUUUUCUAAUCACAGUCCGCCGUCGCGAUAAGAUUGCUGCUGGACGCCCUACAAGCUUCACGUGGCUACGCAAGUCCUAUGCCAAGACCUGGAUCGGCAAAUUUGUCCUUUCUCUGCCAGACUUCCUCCAGGAACCGGCCUUCAUGGGCAUUCAAUAUUCGUAUGCUGUCCUUACCAUGUUGCCAGCGCCACUCUGGUUCUGGUACCGCUGGGCAAGUGGCGGCUUUCUGAUCGUCGUCUUUAUUUGGAGUGUGUACAAUGGUGCAACCUUCUACAUCGAUGUGUUCGGCAACCAAUUCAAGAAGGAACUGGACGCACUAAAGGCAGAUAUCGCCAAGUGGCAAGCAUCCCCUGAGGGCGGUUACACCCCGUUCACGCCACAUGAGGGAGGGUCAGAGAAGCAGCUCGGACACAUCCCUCCCCUGGAUGGCAGCACUGCCAUCAAGCCUGUCAAUGGAGAAGUUGAGAAAAGGAAGUAGUCAAUUGUGGGUGAAGAAUAUGCGUUGUUUUCUUGCGCUUCUCCCAUCGCGGUAUCUACUUUGUGUUCAAUCCUGUGUCUCUCUGCUAUGUUUGAGCAUCUUCACGGCCCGCUAGAUAUACCCUUUUCCUUCGUUUGGCAUAUGUCCCCAUCUAGCGCUAAUACACGCUCGCAUUCAAUCUUACUUCUACAAGUUGGAACCCGCCACAUAAUCACGUGUCUCCACACCGUCACUGACAUGUGCAGAGUCCUCCG
Messenger RNA from Boeremia exigua, 1952 nucleotides. RefSeq lists its product as uncharacterized. Gene Ontology annotation, biological process: phosphatidylcholine biosynthetic process. The transcript has 3 exons. The record is from RefSeq and is a predicted model, not a curated record. The coding region runs from base 232 to 1698 and encodes 488 amino acids. Lineage: Eukaryota; Fungi; Ascomycota; Dothideomycetes; Pleosporales; Didymellaceae.